AUUGCCUCUACAUCCGUCCUUAACCCCGGGAGUGUCUAUUUACCAACAUCUUCCUACGCUGACCACAUUUCUUCCACAUCGUACUUUCGAGCGACACAAAACAUCACCACCAAAAGAAUACUCACAAUGCCCGCUUUCUGCCAACACUGCUACGAACUUCCCGGCGAGCUCAAGGGCAAGCCCACUGGAACCGAGGUCGAGAUCGGUGGAGUUCCCUCCUACGUCUCUACCCCUCAGACUGGCAAGGGCACCAUCCUCCUCGCCACUGACAUCUACGGUCUGGGAAUCUCCAAUGCAAAGAUCGUCGCAGAUACCCUUGCCCAAGAGGCCGGCUUCACCGUCGUGGUGCCUGACUACUUCGAGGGCGAGCCAAUGAAGCCUGAGGAAUUUGUCUUCCCGAAGCACACUGAUGAGGGCAAGCCCAGCGACGAACAGAUGGGUGCCAACAUGGACAACAUGACCAAGUGGGUUCAGAAGGGACACUCUCCCAAUGAGACAUACCCCAUCCUCAAGAAGGUCAUUGACGCCGUCAAGGGAGACGGACCCGUCGGUGUUGUAGGCUUCUGCUACGGAGGCAAGAUUGCUGGUCUGGCUGCCCAAGACGCUCUGGUGCAGGGUUCUGUCAUCUACCAUGCUGCUAUGCUCGAGGCUGACGAGGCCAACAACGUCAAGGUGCCUGUCCUGCUGAAUAUGGCCGACUGGGACCCCACCUUCAAUGGAGUCGAGGAGCAAUGGCAAGAGACUCUGAAGAAGAAGAACCUCCUCGACUCUCGCUCGAAGAAGUACCCAGGCACGAUCCACGGCUUCGGCGCGCGCCCAAGCCAGGACAAGCCCGAUGUCAUGGCUGCCUACAAGGAGGCCUUGACGAACACUGCUCAGUUCUUCAAGCAGGUGCUCGUCUAAACUGUCAACCGAAAACGGAGGGGGACGCUGGAGAUUGUGCAAUUGGAAGACCAAAUGACAAAAAUUAUCAUGUCCUUCUGCUGCUUCUGAUGCCUGCCUGCUGCAUC
Messenger RNA from Microstroma glucosiphilum, 1010 nucleotides. Its product is annotated as alpha/beta-hydrolase. Gene Ontology annotation, molecular function: hydrolase activity. NCBI's taxonomy places the organism in Eukaryota, Fungi, Basidiomycota, Exobasidiomycetes, Microstromatales, Microstromataceae. The transcript is spliced from 3 exons. Bases 127 to 903 code for a protein of 258 amino acids. The record is from RefSeq and is a predicted model, not a curated record.